AGCAAUGCUCGAUUCGUGAACUUGCCGCCGCUCCUCCACAACAGGUAUAGUAGUGGGCUGGGUCCAAGUCACCUGGUGACUAUAAUUUUUUUUCCUUCCUCCUGGAUCUACUCCGUAUUUCAUUUUCUUUUUGCUCACGAUGGGCCAAAAAUUUUCAGGUCGUUGCAAAAAUACUUGGCUCCAUCGCAAACUACUACCUCGAACCAGGCUAGGUGCCGCUGCUAAGUCGAUGUACGGCAGGGCUACCGAAUUUUGCUGCUCCAUAGUGGGCCUCGUAGUGGACGGCAUUCAAGUUUUUUUUCUGGGUCGUUGUAUUGUGUUUGAUUCAUCUACUCGAAAUUACUGCCACAUACGGCUGAGCGUUUGGUAUUUGCUCGGUGCCAUUACAUAAAGACUGAUGCUUGUUUGCCCCUAUGAGGAAGCAACCUGGAGUAAAUCUGGAGUUAUUCCUUUAUUUCAGCUGUUUGUGC
Molecule: messenger RNA, 470 nt
Organism: Trichoderma asperellum CBS 433.97
Lineage: Eukaryota; Fungi; Ascomycota; Sordariomycetes; Hypocreales; Hypocreaceae
Source: RefSeq, a predicted model, not a curated record